This is a messenger RNA of Saccharomyces paradoxus, 747 nucleotides long. It is a transcript of the gene PRP38, whose product is annotated as U4/U6-U5 snRNP complex subunit PRP38. The transcript has a single exon. Bases 1 to 747 code for a protein of 248 amino acids. Lineage: Eukaryota; Fungi; Ascomycota; Saccharomycetes; Saccharomycetales; Saccharomycetaceae. The record is from RefSeq and is a predicted model, not a curated record.
AUGGCCAUCAACGAGUUUCAAGUGGAGUCCCACAUCUCUCCAAAACAGCUGAAUAACCAAUCGGUAUCGCUGAUUAUUCCUCGGUUGACAAGAGAUAAAAUUCAUAAUUCGAUGUAUUAUAAAGUCAAUCUAAGCAACGAAUCUAUGAGAGGCAAUACAAUGGUAGAGCUUCUGAAAGUUAUUAUUUGUGCACUUGGCACAGUAAAAGGUCUGGAUGGCCAUUUACACAUGACGGUUCUUGGUGGCAUAGAGUUCAAGUGCAUCUUAAUGAAACUAAUUGAAAUAAGACCAAAUUUGCAGCAGUUAAACUUCUUAUUGAACGUGAAAAAUGCAAACAAUUUUGAUUCGAAAUACAUUAUUGCUUUACUUCUAGUUUAUGUGCGGUUGCAGUAUUAUUAUUUGAAUGACAACAACAACGACAAUGAUGAAGAUGGUUUGAUAAAGUUAUUUAAAGUACAAUUAUACAAAUAUUCACAGCAAUAUUUCAAACUGAAAAGUUUCCCACUGCAUGUAGACUGCUUUGCUCACUCCUAUAACGAAGAACUUUGUAUAAUACACAUUGAUGAAUUAAUCGACUGGUUGGUCACACAGGACCAUAUCUGGGGUAUUCCAUUAGGGAAAUGUCAAUCUUGGAAUAAAAUAUACAGCUCUGAUGAAGAAAGCAGUUCAAGUGAAAGCGAAAGUAACAGCGACAGCGAAAGUGACAGUGACAGCGAAGAUGACAGCGGCACCGGCAGCGAAUCAUAA